This is a messenger RNA of Hypoxylon trugodes, 1970 nucleotides long. RefSeq lists its product as uncharacterized. The record is from RefSeq and is a predicted model, not a curated record. The coding region runs from base 255 to 1778 and encodes 507 amino acids. NCBI's taxonomy places the organism in Eukaryota, Fungi, Ascomycota, Sordariomycetes, Xylariales, Hypoxylaceae. The transcript is spliced from 4 exons. Gene Ontology annotation, molecular function: FAD binding.
CAACAACAUCGAAUAAGAAUCCAAAUCCAAUGGAAUCUGCGCGUACAGCACCCUUGCUGCGCCGCCCACCGUGCUUAUUCCCGAGCGGGCGAGGCUUGAGAUGUGCUGAAACGAUUCGUCGUGAUAUUGGCAACCGUCCCACAAGACAUCUCUGUGCCUGACUAGAUCAAAAAACCUAAUCUUCCAUUCUUCAAGCUUCAAGGCAGAUGAAGAAAUACGACCACGUUCGUGCAGCGAUGAGAUAGUUCGUUAAUAUGCUGCCUUUUGGCUUUGCACGAUUUGGCUCUCUUCUGCUGUUGACACUGCUCGGCUCCAUCAGGGAGGGCCGCGCGUCCCCUGAUGCUGGAUCGGAUCCGACAGCCAUUGGCUCUGCUUGUUGUCGAAGUCUUUCAGGCAAAUUCCCAUCUCAGGUCCUAUUUCCUAAUAGCCCCCCUUAUAACGAUUCAGUGUCUUCAUAUUGGGCUCAACAGGAGCAGUUAAUAUCUCCAUUAUGCAUCGUCUUGCCAACUUCAGCUGAUGACGUCGCCGCGACACUUCAAGUACUUUAUCAUGGUUCUUGUAAAUUCGCGGUGCGAAGUGGUGGACAUGGGACUUCGGCCAACGCAUCGAAUAUCGACAAUGGAGUUACAAUAGACUUAAGCGCCUUGGAUUUCAUCCUUCUCAGUGGCGACAGGUCCGCGGUGGCUGUUGGACCGGGGCAGACAGUGGGCGAUGUCUAUGCGCUCCUCUAUAAAGCCGGGCUCUCCUUCGCAGGCGCACGAGAUAGCGGGAUCGGUAUAGGAGGUUCAACUCUAGGUGGUGGACUCGGAUACUUCAGUCCUUUUUCAGGUUUCGCAUGCGACUCGGUGGUUGAAUAUGAAGUCGUCCUCGGCAAUGGAACCAUUAUUAGCGCGACGCAAGACAAUAACAGCGAUUUAUGGCACGCGCUUAAGGGGGGCGGUAACAACUUCGGCAUUGUCACCAAAUUCGUAUUUAAGGUGUUCCCGCUUGGAAGUAUAUGGACGGGCCAGGCGGCAUACGCACCCUCUGCAGUCAACAACGCGGCACAGGCUUUUUACGACUUCGUUUCCGACCCCAAUUACGACAACAGCGCUAGCCUACUAAUGAGCUACGGCUAUAAUGGCGGAAGCACUCCGUUAAUCGAGUUAGAAUACGUAUACGCUGCCCCUGUCGUCGAUCCGCCGUCCGCAUUUGCGAAGUUUUACGCUUUGGAGGGUCAAGUCGCGAAUGAGACAGGUAUAACAAGUGCCCCGGCCCUUUCAAUCAAAUCAGGGGUGAUGGCGCCGGGUGGACAACAACAAGUCACAUUUGCCAUGAGCUUCCAGAACAAUGCUCAGAUGCUCCCGAUUAUAUGGACGAUGUACAACUCAAGUAUCGACAGUAUCUCUUCCAUCGACGGAAUCGCAUGGAUCCUUACCUUCGAGCCAGUUGUCCAAUCACUAGUAAACCAUUCGAAAGCGAACGGAGGUAACAUUCUAGGGCUCGAUAUAUCGUCGCAGGGACUCGUACUUGCACACUUUUCUGCCAGUUUUGAUAACGCCGCAGAUUAUUCGACUGUGAGCAUCGCGGCCGAGAAGCUCUUACAAAAUAUCAACGGCGUAGCGAAGAAAAUCGGAACUUUCAAUCCAUAUGUCGACCUUAAUUAUGCGAAAACUACCCAGGAGCCGUUCCUUAGUUAUGGAUCAGAUAAUUAUAGCUUCCUGAAGGCGGCGGCAAAGAGAUACGAUCCGGCUCUGAUGUUUCAGAAUCUAAUGCCGGGAGGUUUUAAGUUAAGCUGAGCUUGAAAUACGUCAGAGAUUGAGGAUUAAAAUAAAUUGUCUUGGGGAGGCAACUCCGCGAGGAUCUCGACUGCUUCGGAGGAACGAAUACCAGAGGUUGAUAUGCAGGAGGCACAAAUUGUUUCGGUGUUCAUUCAAUUCAGCAUACCUUGAAUUCAUUUUCGGCAAACUGCGUCAUCAGAAGAAUGAAAG